Messenger RNA from Strongylus vulgaris, 366 nucleotides. The record is from the annotation of a GenBank genome assembly. Lineage: Eukaryota; Metazoa; Nematoda; Chromadorea; Rhabditida; Strongylidae.
AUGAGCAAAACGGUGGAUCCAGAAAUAACGGAAGAAGAUCUACAGUACAUAGAAGAAAAUGGGCUAGAGCUGUCGUCGAACACGGAGGACAGUGAUCAACCCCGCAUACUUUUAGGAUGUGACUAUCUAUGGGAAGUAAUGGAUAGCGACAAGCAUAAGUUGCCAUCUGGCAUGCAUCUCAUUUCCACCAAGAUGGACACACGAGAAGCCGCCGAGUCGCUACUAGAGAGCCUGAAUGAGAAGACGAAGUCAAUGUUCGAAGAGCCAGAGAUACAAAGAAGACUGGACAUAGUGUAUGCGGAUAUCACAGUCCUGCUAUCACGCUCAGAAGACUGUCAGCAAAAGCUGGAGUUCCUGAAACAGAAG